Molecule: messenger RNA, 1698 nt
Organism: Aspergillus wentii DTO 134E9
Lineage: Eukaryota; Fungi; Ascomycota; Eurotiomycetes; Eurotiales; Aspergillaceae
Product: fungal specific transcription factor domain-containing protein
Exons: 6
Coding region: 1-1698 (565 amino acids)
Biological process (GO): DNA-templated transcription
Molecular function (GO): DNA binding; zinc ion binding
Source: RefSeq, a predicted model, not a curated record
AUGGAUACUCCUGGCUCUGACCCACAAUGCAUAAACUCAGAAUAUAUCACUCGGCUUACGGAACGGAUCAACAGGCUUAAUGCGCUUACUGACAAUUCUGAUGAGCAAUUCGAUGAGCCAAUAUUACAAAAUGGUGAUUUUGGGUUUCCUCUUCUGGCAUCUCCGCGUUAUCCCGAUGAGCCGAAUAUCAUGCAAGAUGCAUUCAGUAUUAUGCAGGAAGUCGAUCCUAGUCGGGCCAUCUUUGAGACAAGACUUCAUCCCACCAUACCCAAGACAAGCACCGCUGUUCCUUUACCGCCGCGUGAAGAAAUGCAACGUCUAUUGGAUGUGUACUUUGAGCAUUUCAACCCCAUCUUCCCUCUAUUUCAACAGGAUGACUUCAGAGGUCUUGUCGAUCGUAUCUUCAAUCGGGAUUCCUCAAUAAGUGCAGGCUCCGGUGCUUGUGUCUAUGCGGUGAUUGCUCUAUCAUACAAGCUACAGCUAUGGUAUAGAUCAACCCCCGAAAAAGUGGCUGCAUCCUGGUUCUAUUUCAACGCUGCAACUCGUCUUCUGCCUGAGAUAUCAGUUGGAGAGGAUAAUCUUGAUAAUAUCCAAGCAUUGGCAUUGAUGACAAUCUUUCUCCAAGGAUCAAUGCAGUUCAACAAUGCUUCGAAUCUACUAGGGACUGCUAUACGGCAGACAUCUAGCUUUGACCUUUACUCGUCUUCUGCUUCUGAUCAAGAAUUGAUCUCGAAUAUUUGGCGAGUAUUGUUCGUCUUGGAUAAAGAGUGCUCUCUACAUUCGGGAUUACCACCGAUGAUAAAAAGUGAUUUUACGCGGGAUCUACCAUUUCCAUCCACUUGCCAGAGUUCUUUACGACACUACUACUCACUAGCACAGAUCGAAGAACAAAUAUAUCAAGAUCUUUACUCGGGAGAGCAGCAAACGGACCCUGAACAAUUACUCGACAUAGCCUGGAAGUUAGACCAUAAACUCAUAUCAUGGAAAAAUCAACUACCGCCACAGAUCCUGUCGGAUUUUAACCAGCCAAGUAAACAAUAUUUCCUUCUACACCUCAUGUACAAUAAUUCUCUCAUGACAGUCCAUCGUCUACCGGCCAUUCACUGUCCAUAUACCGGUCUUCUGUCACGAAUUGGACCUUCUUCAAAUCUAACGGUGCGGAUUGGACUAUCGGCUGAGAAACGGAUUGAGUCUGCGUGUUCAUCUAUUCAUCUCGUGCAGAAACUAGACCUGAGAUCUCCCGUCCCUUUUUGGCUCUUCCCCCCACACAUCAUCGCCAGCGUGGUUCUCCUCCUCGUAACCGUUAUUCUUUCAGAAGACUCUACUCAACACCAUAUCGAGGCAAUAGAUUCGGCGGUCUCGUUUGUCGAAUUAGUCAAUGAAAAAUCAGGUGGUGAAUUCCGACAAAUGCUGCGUAUAGCCUCUGGCACGGCAGACAUUGCAAGAAAAGUUUCCCUGAAAAGCAAAAAUGACCACCAAGCGGGGAAUGUUGCACGGGUUGCUAUAGAGAGUGCUGUUAGAGAGUUGCAUCGGGGAUUAAAGUCUAGAGAUCGGAACAGGGCAGUGCCACGAGGGAGAAAGCGAGUGGGCGGUAUGAACGAUACUGCUUCUGAUUUCUGGUGGAAUUUGGGCAGUGGAAAUGGCACGGAGAGUGAUAUUAAUUGGGAAGAAUACCUUUCCCAUGCCAUACUCAACUAG